This is a messenger RNA of Mesorhabditis spiculigera, 501 nucleotides long. The record is from the annotation of a GenBank genome assembly. Lineage: Eukaryota; Metazoa; Nematoda; Chromadorea; Rhabditida; Rhabditidae.
AUGGCCGAAGCACGGAUUGUGAAGUUGAGCAGCGCAGAGGGCGAGGUCUUCCCCGUCGACCGGGACGUUGCCCGCCUCUCCGGCACCGUCAACACGCUUCUCCAAGAUCUCGGCUUCGACGAGCAGGAAAACGAAGCCCAGGAACCCAUCCCCCUCGCUAACGUUAAUGCCACCAUCCUCAAGAAGGUGAUUGCCUGGUGCCAGUACCACAAGGACGACCCGCCGCAGGGCGAGGAUUCGGACACCCGCGAGAAGCGCACUGAUGACAUUCCGUCAUGGGAUGUCGAAUUCCUCAAGGUCGACCAGGGCACGCUUUUCGAGCUGAUUCUGGCUGCCAACUACCUCGACAUCAAGGGUUUGUUGGACGUGACGUGCAAGACGGUGGCGAACAUGAUCCGCGGCAAAUCCGUCGAGGACAUCCGUCGCACCUUCAACAUCCGCAACGACUUCACCCCCGAGGAGGAGGAGCAGAUCAAGAAGGAGAACGCCUGGUGCGAGGAC